Molecule: messenger RNA, 1481 nt
Organism: Centrocercus urophasianus (Greater sage-grouse)
Lineage: Eukaryota; Metazoa; Chordata; Aves; Galliformes; Phasianidae
Gene: GPATCH11
Product: G-patch domain containing 11
Exons: 9
Coding region: 140-910 (256 amino acids)
Cellular component (GO): kinetochore
Molecular function (GO): nucleic acid binding
Source: RefSeq, a predicted model, not a curated record
GGGGCAGGGGUGUGGGGGGUGUUGUGGCCGUGCCCCCGGCUGGUGAAGGGGGUCAUCCGGAAAAAGGCGGCGUGUGUGCAGGAAAGCUCAUCGGCUGCAUCUGUAGGAAACAGGUCUGAGCAGGACAUGCGUGCUAGCCAUGGGGGAUGAGGAAGAGGAAGAUUACAUGUCUGAUUUAUUUAUUAAGGAGGAUGUGAGGCCGGGGAUGCCCAUGGUGCGGCGCGUGAGAGAAGCUCUCCAGAAAGAGGAAAAGCAAAAGGAAGCCAACGAGAAGAACAGGCAGAAGAGUGUGAAGGAAGAAGAGAAAGAGCGACGCGACUUGGUGCUGAGCAGCGCCUUAGGCAACGAGAACAAAGGCUUCGCGUUGCUCCAGAAGAUGGGCUACAAGAGUGGCCAGGCCCUGGGCAAGAGCGGAGAAGGCAUUGUUGAACCUAUUGCUCUGAACAUAAAAACAGGCAGAAGUGGGCUUGGUCAUGACGAAUUCAAAAAGCGAAAAGCUGAAGAAAAACUAGAAAACUAUAGAAAAAAACUCCACAUGAAAAAACAAGCAAAUGAACAAGCUGCAGAUCAGUUCAGAAUAAGAUUCAAAACCAAACAAGAAGAACGUAAGAUGGAGGGAGACCUUCGAAAAAGUCAGAGGGCUUGCCAGCAAUUGGAUAUUCAGAAAGAUAUUGAAGCACCCAAAGAGAUUUGGUAUUGGCUACAACCUGAAGAGGAAGACCAAAAGGAUGAAGAAGACAAGGAUGAGGAGUGCACAGGCUCAGACUUAAGUGUAUCAGCAAAGCUACAAAUCCUGACUGCUUAUUUAAGAGAACAACACUUCUAUUGCAUUUGGUGUGGAACAACCUAUGAAGAUGCUGAGGAUUUGUCUUCAAACUGCCCCGGAGACAGUGCUGCAGAUCAUGACUAAAGCCUUUCUAAAGAAAGGAGUUCUAGAUAAGGUUUCCAGUUAGUCUGGCCCUUCGAACACCGUGGGACUGGGGACAUGUUUGCAGUUGGCUGUAAGCAGGCACAAGGUGUCUUUAGAAAAUGUGACAAAGUAGACUAACAGAACCACCAUGAAUCUGUGAGUCAAGAUACUUUGAUGUGGUUUGCUUAUAUUAGCAAAGAGUCGGCUAACAAUGUGCAUGAUCCUCUGGGUCCAGCCACAUGCAUAUAUCUUAAAAAAUAAUUACUUUGGACAAGGUAUUCAGUAUCUACAUUCCUUAUAUCUUAUAUGUAUAUAUUCCUUAUAUUACAAAUAUGUAAGUUUGAGCAUACAUGCUGUUCUACUACAAACAUGCAAAGAAAAACACACAUAAAAGAUACAUUUUCAAGCAAAGUUUAAGUAACGUUGUUUUCUUUGUGGAAGUACCAUUUUGUUUUCAAUUGGAAGAAAGCCAUAUAUUUCAUAUCACUUUUGUUUUCAUUUUGAAAACCUGCAAAUGUUUUGACUUUGUUCUUUCCCCCCCACUCAGCAGUAAAGAAAAGUAUGGCACAGA